UCGUCGUCGUCACGUCAUUAACAUUUACAUUUUGUCAAUAUUUUGCUUCAAACCGCGCAGCAGCUAUCACACACAGUACAUACGGUCGAUUGCAGUUCUUCAGUGUCCUUUCAUCCCAGUUACACGCAGUGUGGAAGAACAGUGUCCUGAUUUUUUUUCGGUGUGAACAAAGAAAUUGAAAAUCCAGUGCCCGGCCCCUACAGCAGCGCCCCUCCCGUACCCCAAUGAUUUGCUAUGUUUUACGGCGGUGUGGCAGUAAAACUAACCCAUCAUCUGGCAGGCCAUUUGCGUACUAGUUGUAGCAGCUCUUCGGUGGUGUCCUCCAGCAGCGGUGGUAGCGGAAGCUUCCUUUCAAAACCGUGGCAAGGUAGAAGGUGGUCCACUGCAGCAGCAUCAACAUCCAUCAAAGAAGGCCAUCCGGAGCGUAAAAAUUGCGGCAGUCCUGUUUCGUCGCUCUGCCUCCGGCGACGGCCUACACAAACCAUAGCAACAGCAUCCACAUCGGGCUUCGUCAUCUCAUCGACCUCCACCACCGAUCAAUACCAGCAAUCACAGCAAGCGGGGGGACAAAUUCGUGCCCUUCACACCUCAUCCAGCAUGGCAUCCGGCGGAGCAGGACCAUCGGACAAACCGAAACACACCAAUCGAUUGAUCCACGAAAAGUCACCCUACCUGCUGCAGCACGCCCACAACCCGGUGGACUGGUAUCCCUGGGGUGAAGAGGCGAUCGCUCGCGCCAAAGCCGAGAACAAACUGAUCUUCCUCUCGGUGGGCUACAGCACCUGCCACUGGUGCCACGUCAUGGAAAAGGAAUCAUUCGAAAACGAACAGGUGGCCGAGAUCAUGAACGAAAAUUUCAUCAACGUCAAGGUCGAUCGCGAGGAACGACCGGACAUCGAUAAACUGUACAUGACCUUCAUCUUGCUCAUCAACGGUUCCGGUGGGUGGCCAAUGUCUGUUUGGUUGACUCCGGAUCUGGCACCGGUGACCGGAGGGACGUACUUUCCGCCGAAGGAUCGCUGGGGAAUGCCAGGGUUCACGACGAUCUUGCUCAAGCUGAAGAUCAAGUGGGCGACUGAUGGGGAAGAUUUGGCGUCGACCGGAAGAAGCAUAAUCGAUGCUAUUCAGCGAAAUGUGGAGGAGAAACACCAGGAGGAACCGGAGCGGGUGUUUACUCCGGAGGAAAAAUAUCGCCAAGCGGUUACGAUCUACAAGCGGAACUUCGAUCCGGUUUGGGGAGGCUCGCUUGGAGCACCCAAGUUUCCGGAGGUGUCCAAGUUGAAUCUGAUCUUUCACGCCCAUCUCCAGGAUCCGUCAACUAAAAUCCUAGGGGUGGUACUGAACACGCUGGAAAAGAUGGCAGCCGGUGGUAUUUAUGAUCACGUGUUCGGCGGAUUUGCGAGGUACUCCGUGGACAAGAAGUGGCAUGUGCCCCAUUUCGAGAAGAUGCUGUACGAUCAGGGCCAGCUGUUGAUGGCCUAUUCCAAUGGGUAUAAGACCACGAGAAAGCCGUUGUACUUGGAGGUGGCAGAUUCAAUUUACAGGUACAUUUGCAAGGAUCUGCAACAUCCGGCCGGUGGAUUCUACAGUGGGGAGGACGCAGACUCGCUUCCCACGUGGGAGAGUACGGAUAAAAUUGAGGGUGCUUUCUACGCUUGGACAUACGCCGAAGUUCGGGACCUGUUGAGGGCGAAUCUGGAAAAGUUCGGGGAUAUCGGAAAGGUGGAUCCGGUGGAAGUAUUCACCGAGCAUUAUGAUAUUCAGGAAACCGGGAAUGUUGAACCCAGUAGCGAUCCUCAUGGACACCUGCUGGGCAAGAACAUUCCCAUUGUGUACGGGUCGAUUCGAGAAACCUCAGAGAAGUUUGAGACUACUUCUGAAGUCGUUGGAAAGAUUUUGAAGGUUGGAAAUGAACUCUUGCACGAAGUGCGUGAUAAACGACCCCGACCACAUCUGGACACCAAAAUCAUCUGUGCCUGGAAUGGCCUUAUCCUCUCUGGGCUGUCGCAGCUGUCGUGCAUCAAGGAUGCACCGAAUCGAGCCGCGUAUCUCACGUCCUGUUCAAAACUAGUCCAAUUCAUCCGGGAGAAUCUUUACGAUGUACAAGCUCGAAAGUUGCUCCGUUCCUGCUACGGGGACGAGAGCGACAAAGCAAAGUCAUUGGAAACUCCAAUUUACGGAUUCAUCGAUGAUUACGCGUUCCUCAUCAAGGGCCUUAUCGACUACUACCGUGCCUCGCUGGACACAGCCGCCCUGGGUUGGGCAAAGGAAUUGCAGGAGAUCCAGGACGAGCUCUUCUGGGACCACAAGCACGGUGCAUACUUCUACUCGGAGGCCAACUCGGCCAAUGUCGUCGUGCGACUGAAAGAAGAUCAUGACGGAGCCGAGCCCUGUGGCAACAGUGUUUCCGCACAUAACCUCAUUAUGUUGGGUGACUAUUUUGAAUCGGCUCCCUUCCGGGAGAAGGCUGCUAAGUUGUUUAGCUACUUCUCUAACGUCACUCCCUUUGGGUACGUGUUGCCGGAAAUGAUGUCGGCAAUGUUGCUGCAGGAAAACGGACGCGAUAUGCUGGUCGUGGUUGGCCCCGACGGACCCGAAGCAACCGCCCUGGUAGACGCUGUCCGGGACUUCUACAUGCCCGGCCUGCUUAUCGUGCAGCUCGAUCCGAGCAUACCGGACCACAGCCUCGGAGGCAAAACGCUCAAAAGCUUUAAAAUGAUGAACGAGGCCCCAACGGCGUACAUGUGCCACAACAAGGUUUGCCAACUCCCGGUCACCGAACCGGAAAAACUCGCCGAGGACCUGGUCAACACGUACGUGUUCGACUACGCCGAGUACGAGAACUGAUUUUUCGAGGCCUAAGGUUCUCUGUACGCGCAUUGGGAUGUUUGAAGAACAGUCUAGGAAGUGAAACAGGAACUGGCGGCCGCCACGGAAGCGAGCUCGAGAAAAGAGUCAUUUUUAUAAUAUUUUAACACAUCACACAAGUAGCGGAAAUUUCGUACGUUUUUCUACGUUCAACUUUGCAUGUUUCAUUAGAGAGUCACCAGCGUUGAUCGGAAUAAAAAUGUUACAAAAAUACACAUAUUCUAAACCACAUAGAACGAAAACUAGCACACCGAAUCAAAUGAAUAUCAUACACUAGAAGUUAAUGUUGCAACUAGAAUCAUACUCAUAUCAUGAGAGUAUCAGAUCAAUUUUAAUCAAAACAUUUCUAUUGAACCUCAAAAAUUUCGAACAUUUUUAAUCGUUAUGUAAUGCAAACAGUAAAAAUCUCACAGAGCGAUCGCCGCUAUUAUUUACUAAUUGAACAGAUAGUAACGUAGUGCUUUUGUUAUUGGAAAGCAUGGGCCGAACAGUUUCUAAAAAGGCAACAUUUAAGUCUGGUGUAUAGAAUGCGUUACAAAAGGAUAAGCUUCCGUACUAAAAUUUAACGAUUUUAAAUAUUUAAUAACAUUUUUUCAUUAUAUUUGUUGCUUUAAUAUUCCUUAACGUAUUGAAACCCGGAGACUUUUCGGCCCAAAUAUAUUCGAUAAUGAAAACAAAUAAGCAAAAAACUAUGGUUAGGAAACGCACGAAACUUUAUUCGCAACUUUAUUGCUCACCGUAGAGAAUAAUUUUCAUACUAACGUAAUCAUACUAUUUAAAGAAUAGAAGAAAAGAAAAUCAAAAGAAACGAGAAACGAACCGAGAGCGAUUUGAAAAAAAAGCUAAGAGCAAAGAAACAAUACAAUACUAUGUGAUCUAGCGUUUAGACAACUGUAGAACCGCACGUAACCGCAAACCCAGUCUACUGAAAAAAAUCUAGGUGCCAAUACUUGGUUGCAAAAAUAACCUCUUACACCCCCGAGGAAGCAGUUUUUACAUCUGGAAGGAUGCGAAAUUAUUGUUAAGUUAUUUAAAAUCUCUAUAUUAAUGCUAACCUGUAGGCAUGGGCAGCGAGAAAUGGCUGAUUCACAUGCCUCUCAGCUGAAUUACUUUAGAAGCAUUAAAUAAAGCUAAUUUACAGACUUGAAGUGUCGUACAUUACUGUUACCAUUUUCGAUUGUGUCGUUUUAAAAAUGAGCAAAACAUCUUCAAAAGUUUAUUCAAUAAAGAGAUAAUGGAAGUGAACCACUAUCAAA
This is a messenger RNA of Aedes albopictus (Asian tiger mosquito), 4124 nucleotides long. RefSeq names its product spermatogenesis-associated protein 20. Lineage: Eukaryota; Metazoa; Arthropoda; Insecta; Diptera; Culicidae. The coding region runs from base 235 to 2847 and encodes 870 amino acids. The record is from RefSeq and is a predicted model, not a curated record. The transcript has 5 exons. Gene Ontology annotation, biological process: carbohydrate metabolic process.